ACUAAAACACUGUGGUGUUACAGAAAGCAUUUGUUUUAAUUUGCGUUUUAAUAGUUUUAGACAAAUCAUUGUGUGAUAUUUAAUCAUUCCAAUGUCAAUUGACCCAAGUUUGUUAAAUUAUAAUUGAUUUUAGGAGUCAUGUUUAUUCAUAGAGAAUUUCACAUUUUUUAAAUUACUCUUAUAUCAAUAUAUGGUUUUUGUACCAUAGGACUUGAAAUGAAAAGAAAGCAAUGUGCCACGCAGAGGAAUAUUUCACAAAAUCAAAACAUUGAAAACAUUUUGGAUAGUUUGACAUUUUGUGGACUGAGAAAGAAGGAGGUGGUGACUAUAGUCAAAGUUUUGUUGCAGAUUCCAAGGAUUGUUCAUCAGAAAAGUUCCUCCCUGAUCCUGUUCCUUCCAGUAAAGAUGGAGGUGAUGAUAACAGUCACAGUUUUGUUGUAGAUUCCGAGGAUUGUUCAUCAGAAGAAGAGUUCCUCCCUGAUCCUAAUCCCUCUAAUAAAGAUGGAGGUGAUGAUGACAGUCACAGUUUUGUUGCAGAUUCCAGGGACGGUUCGUCAGAAUAGUUCCUCCCUGAUCCUAAUCCCUAUAGUAAAGAUGGAGGUGAUGAUGACAGUCACAGUUUUGUUGCAGAUUCCAAGAACUGUUCAUCAGAAGAGUUCCUCCCUGAUCCUGUUCCUGCUAGUAAAGAUGGAGGUGAUGAUGACAGUCACAGUUUUGUUGCAGAUUCCGAGGAGUGUUCAUCAGAAGAAGAGUUCCUCCCUGAUUCUAAUCCCUCUAGUAAAGAUGACAGUCAUUCAGAUAGUUUUGUUGGAGAUUCUGAUUGUUCCUCAGGAGAAGAAGAGUUCCUCCCUGAUCCUGAAACCUGUAGUAAAGGACCACCACAGGCCUCAAUUUUUCACAAUAUUUAGCUGCAUCCGGCAGUAGAAGACAAGCUUUGCUGACAUACAUUAGAAACAAGGGAAAUCAUCAGCAUAAUUACAAAGUACUAGAAGAAGGAAAAGGAGACCUGAUAGUUGUUUAUCGACCGUCUGAAUAUCGUAAUCCUGCGAACUACCAACCAUGUUCAAACUGUUUAGGGUACUUUUCUAAGUGCGAAAUGUGGAAGCACAAUUGUAAACUGGACAGCAGCCAAAAUUCCAGAAACAAUGAAAAAAAAGCCUCACACGUCAAACAAGGAAAACUACUUCUACCACCUCCAAAGAGUGUUGAAGCUGGGACUAUAGUCCAUGAAUUGAUAAGUAAUAUGCGUAGUGAUCACAUAACCCAAUGUAUCAAGGGUGACAACCUUAUAUUGUGCUUGGCAAAACGGCUUUGCUUUAAGUUAGGGCACGACAAGGAGCAGUUUAACUAUUUACGUGCCAAACUUCGAGAGGUAGCACACUUUGUACUAGAAUUUAGGAACAUGACACAGAAAAAUGUUAACCUUACUGAUAUUAUUAACCCAUUGUACUCUAAGGAGGUUGUUCAGGCUGUGCGAAAUAGGAUUUAAUGAAGUAACACAUCUCUAUACAACCCCAAGUCUGGCAUUAAAACUCGGUCAUUCAUUGAAAAAAGCUUCAAUGAUUGUUGUGAACCAUGCGCUAAUAAAUGGAGAUGAAAGGAAA
Messenger RNA from Anneissia japonica, 1604 nucleotides. RefSeq lists its product as uncharacterized. The coding region runs from base 502 to 924 and encodes 140 amino acids. Lineage: Eukaryota; Metazoa; Echinodermata; Crinoidea; Comatulida; Comatulidae. The record is from RefSeq and is a predicted model, not a curated record. The transcript has 9 exons.